Molecule: messenger RNA, 8268 nt
Organism: Porites lobata
Lineage: Eukaryota; Metazoa; Cnidaria; Anthozoa; Scleractinia; Poritidae
Source: the annotation of a GenBank genome assembly
AUGGCGGACGAAAUGGAAGUAGAGACAACCACAACAAGCUCUGAAAAAUCAAAAGACGCAGCGAUGGAGGUAGAUAUUCCACAGAAAGAAAAAGUACAAGCUAAAGGAUCAUCUGGUGCAAGUACUAGCUCCGGAAAACAAUCGAAAGGUUUUGAACUCCCAUGGUAAGCGAACGUACAUGUUUGUGCAAUCUAUGAUCAUGAAUGAUUAUUAAUUUAUUAUCCUUUGAAUGAACCCUUGCUUGUUUGUUCGUUAUUUGGAAAUUUAUUCUUCAUACUUUUUUCACGCGAAAUAAUUUUGAAAAUUUAGCCGACAAAUUUACCCAUUCGCGUGUACUUUUUGGAAAACUGUUUAAUCCCUUCAUUUGUGAGGCUUUGAAAACUAGUAAGCUUAUGCUUCGAAUUUAACUUGUAAUUUGCCAUGUUUUGAUUCUGAUCCUCGACGUAAAAAGGAAAGCAUAUUUUGUAAAAGCCAAACUAAUUCCAUUGUACACUGAACUUGCUGUAACCCCGGUUUUGAGAAUUAAAAUGGGUGCCAAUUUUCAAUUAUAUUUCCCUUAAAUAAAUAUUAUGGUCAACUCAAAGUUAAAGUAAACCUCUUUGGCUCUCACCUAUUCUGAAUUGAUGGCUGAGUCUCCCUCCCUGGGGCUUGAGAGUUUAUUUCACGUAAAUUGUGUGGUUGACCAGAUUUUAAAAUUGUCAAAUGUUGAGUUUAGUUACUUCUGGGAGUGAAACGGAUAGUAGAGCGCGGCAGUAAGUGGGGGGCGAGUUAAGUUGUCCUGUGAAGGCUUAGAGAGUUUUUUAUAUCUUCUAAUUAGUUUGCACAGUUUGACUGAUCACUUUAGCAGACAGUAUCCUAUUUUACAGACCACGAAAUUCAAAAGAUUGUUUUGGAUACUAUUCGUGAAAGCAAAACAUUGUUAAAACUGUUUGUUUCAUGUAGUUUUUUUUAUGACUCAAAGCCACGAGUUUGGAGGUUUAGUAUUUGAUGCACAUUGAUCAUCAAUGGCUGUCUUGCCUGCAUGUAGGGUGAAAUCUUUGAUACCCUCUCAGUCUUAACUUAAACCCCAAAAUAUCAUGAAGAGAAAGUAGGAUAGAAGAAUUCUCCUUUUUUCUGACCAAUUUCCUUUUCUUGGUUGAUAUUGUGAGUUACAGAAACUCUUUCUUCUGCUUAAAUUUAUGGCUUGUGCACUUCACGAUUGGGCCAUACAUGUAGAACUGUAAUUUUCAGGGGAAAAAGCUUAAUCCCAAGUCACAGUUAGUACAGAUGCUUAACUCCGUCAACUUUUGAGCUAUGUGCAUGUCAUAAGAGCAUACACCAUGAUGAUUGCUAUACUCUGUUCUCUGUCAGGGUUGAGAAAUACAGACCAACUAAACUUCAUGAAAUUGUAGGAAAUGAGGAGACUGUCAGCCGUUUAGAGGUAGUGGUCGUGCAGUAAAUGUUGUGUUGUUGUGGUGGUUUAAGGUGAUUCCCUGGUUUUGCACUGCGCAUCUCUUACUGCGCAUAACAAGAUGGCCUCCGUAAAAAAGAGCUUGUGAAGUAACACUAUUAAAAUGAAGUUCACCGAAGUGAAACGCUAUUGCAAUUUUUGCUUGCGGUUGUUUCUUGCCGAGGUGAGACUCAAUGUGGUGGGAAUGUGCAUAACGUAAGCAGUAGGCGUGUUGCUGAGUUCGACUUCCUCACGGAGAACCUCGAUAGUGAAUGUUUAAUUUGUGCUUAUUCACUUUGAUUUUCAUUUAAACGCUUCCUUUAUCACAUUGUGUCCUAAAUGUGAUAUCUCGAUGUAAAUUCUGUAAAAACGGAUUUUUUAAUACUUUCUUCCCCCUUUCGCAUACAUUUUUUUUUUAAACUCACCCCAGUCCUCACUCAAAAAUCAAGAAAACUGCAUUUGGUGCGCACUCUCUGCAGCUCUACCGCAAAAACGAGUACGGUGACCCCCAUUUUUUAUUUCAUGAUUUUAAUAAGGACAGUGCUUCCUUUCGGUGAGAAAAAAAUUGGCUCAAAUGUGUGUUCAGUUUUUUGGCAAUUUUACUAAAUUGUACGGAUUGAGCUAUCACGUGUCGAAUAGCGCAUGUCCAAUUUAAUUCUACUUUGGAGCGUAAAGUAAAAACAAGGGCAUUAAAACGCAUUUUUCUAGUACGUAAGUGGAUAAACAAUACAUUAAAGUCAAAUUCUGUGCGAUACCACAUGCAUCAUUGAAAAAAUCUUUCCUUUUUGUCUAGUUUUGGGCUACGCGCGGUUUUUGUCAAAGGGUCCAAAAUAGGCGUAUUUGUCAGCAUUGUGACGUCAAAACGAGCACGGUGACCCCCACUUUUUAUUACCUUUUUAUCAUCUUCUUGACUUGUUACCUCAGUGUACCAAGUUUCAUCUACAAUCUAUGUUAGGUUCUUUUACUAGGGAAUCACCUUAAUAGUUUGUUUAAUGCUCAUUUUGCUCAUAAUAUUAGCUGUUUCAAAUUUUUCUCCCUCUGUUGUUACAUUUCUCUUGUGGUUCAUGCAUGCACAGCUGUACCACAUCACAUGAUAUGCAACAUUCCACAGUCUUUUUACUUAGAAAUUGCAAUGAUUGCAAACUCUUCUUUUUUUAGGUUUUUGCAGAGCAAGGAAAUGUUCCAAACAUUAUUAUUGCUGUAAGUAAAACAUUCUGUCAGAAACAAGGAAUUUUGCACUUACGGUAGAUGUAUCACACAGUAUAUAUUUUAUGAAUGUAGCACAAUAAUGCCUUUACAAGUCUAUUUUUCAACUCACCUACUGUUAGAGAGAAAACAGGAUGAAGACUUAGAAGUACAUGUAUAGGAAUGUUUGGUUUUGGCUAUAAAAAAGUCACACAAUAGCUGUUUACAGAUGUGGAAGAGCUAAUGAAAAAGUGAUUGAGAGUUGAGGACUGACAAUUAUUGUCGUACUCUUUGAGACACCGGAGCUGGAUUUUAUGUUUCUAAAACAUAUUUUAAAAAAGCUUCUUUAUAUCAAGGAAGUUGAUAAAUUUGAUUUUCAGGGUCCUCCUGGUACAGGAAAAACAACAAGUAUCCUAUGUCUGGCCAGAGCUCUACUUGGUACAUCUUUUAAAGAUGCCGUUCUUGAAUUGAAUGCAUCUAAUGACAGGUAUGUGUACCAGAUGAAAGGGCCUUGUACAUUGUAGGAAGGUCUCAGAUGAAAAAAAAAACAUUUUUUAAGGGGAGCUUCAUUAUAAAAAGUGUUCCGUUAGAGAUGCUUCCACCUCAGGGUCACUUUCUCUGCUCUAGUUUCUAGCCAUCACCUUAGUGAGGGAGUACAUGUACAGUGGCAUCUCCUGGAACAACCCAAAACGAGGUGUGAUGGCUCCCAAUAAGGGCCCUUCUGGUUUUGCUAUAGCCUGAGACCAGGCUCUGCAGUGGUGGAAAAAGGCAAAAAAAAAAUAAUAACGAGGGAAGCACACCAAGUGGGAGUCUGGCGAGGGAAAAGGGCGGCAGCAGGGUUGUCACUAAGAUUUCAAGUUGCCGGGUAAAUACAACAAGUAGGCGGGGAAUCAAACGGCUAGGGAUUUCUUUUGGUUCUAUUUUUCUUCUAUUUUCCAAUAAAAGUAGCCGGGGGGCACUCUCUUAGUAGCUGGGGAAAAUCCCCAACCCCCGGCCCCCGGCUCUUAAUGAUAACCCUGGGCAGCAGCCAAGCUUUCCCCUCUCCAGUCAACUGUGUGGCUCACUUUGCUCACCAGUUUUUAUUUUUUCGCUGUUUCACUCUGUUUUUUGCCUCUUUCCCCCACUACAAUGACUGGUCUAAGGCUAUUUCUGCUACAAGUACUAGGUUUUGCAAUACCGUGGUACCCAUAAGUCUCCUUGUUUUAAUACUGGUCAACAACACUGAAAGAAGGCAAGUUCUGGGGUGGGAAACAUGGCUUCUGUGUCGAAUUCUGACAAAAAUGGAUACUCAAAUACAAAAUUAGAAUUCCACCAUCAAAGGUUAAGAUUUUCCCCUUUUCUAUUUUUUUUAGUAAAGGUGAAGGAGCUUGAUUCUAACCUAAACUAUUCUUUGGUUGGAUUAAGGAUUAACACAAAUUUGUCAUUAACAGUAAAUCAUCGAUCUUGAAAUCAUCCUUAAUCCAUAAGGUAUUGUAUUGUUUACAAAUUUUCUUCUGACAUUAUUGCAGAGGAAUUGAUGUGGUGCGUAACAAGAUCAAGAUGUUCGCUCAACAGAAAGUAACUUUACCAAAAGGCAGACACAAAAUAAUAAUUUUGGAUGAGGCAGACAGGUUUGUUUCGAUAAAGGUCAUUUAACAGUUGUCUUUAUUCUUAAUGCAAGUUUUAUUAUUAAAUACUCAAAUUUGAAAUUCAUGUGAAUUUUCAGAUGUAAAAUUUAGAAAGAGUUUAGAAAGAGGUACUUUGAUAUGAAUGGUAACACCACAGGAUUUCAUCCAGAAUUUUUAAUGUGAGAGCUGGCAAACAUGGAAACUAUUGAAGUAAUAAAUCAAGUAUGAGACACAGUGUUUCAUCACCAGAUGAAACACUGAGAAGAGAGUUGAAAAUAUGACUGCAGCAGAGUAUUUUUGACAAACUUUGAGGUGUUUCCUGUGUCGAAUGCUUGAUAUUACUUCUCAAACAAAAUGAUUUUAGAAGGAGAAAUUAAGGAUGCAAAAAUGAGCAGUGAGGGCUGUGCUCUAGCAGAGCCCAGUGGCCCCUGGCGCCUAACUUUUGUCAUCGGGUAACGAGAAAAUCUUAGAUUUUUCAUACAAAUCAUAUGCUGGGCACGUUAGAUUUUACAGUUUUAGAGCAUUGGGCUCCCUUCAAUUUUUGCUAGAGCACAGCUUUGGCAGUUUUUCAUCUGAUUUCCAAACACUCAUUAAACUUUAUUUCCCUUGUAUUUUCUUUAUGAAUUAUUAGUGAGUUUGAGAAUAUUCAGUGAAACAAUAGUAUUAACAGCCAGUUGCUCUUGUCUAUGUGUAGAGAAUGAACUGGUAAGUGCAGAUUUUGAAUUUAGUUCAAUAAUUAAGAGCUACUCUGUUUUUUUUGUGUUAGCAUGACAGAUGGAGCGCAGCAGGCACUUAGAAGGACAAUGGAAAUCUAUUCCAAAACCACACGGUUUGCAUUAGCCUGCAAUACUUCAGAUAAAAUUAUUGGUGAGUACUUUGGCUGCUUUUCCCUCCACCUCCAUUCCUACCCCCAAAUAACUGGGUAGUGGCCAAGUCAGUACAUCGUUAAUACUUCACAGGAGCUUCAAAGUUUUACUAUCUAAAGGAACAAUCAAAUUUCAAAAUAGAAUUAACCCUUUAAUUCCUAAGAAUGACCAGCUUAAUUUUUUCCUAACAAUAUCCUUACAUCAUCAAGAUAAACAGGUAUGAGAAUUAAUAACAUGAUCACCAAAGGGAAAUUCUUCGAUCAUUUAUCCAGUUUUCUGAACUAAUUCUCAGCGGUCUGUCUGGAGAAUUUUUAUGUGGAUAUUGAAUUUUAUGGUGGAUUAAAUGCCAAAUAAGGGUAGUCAGUAUAAAUUAUUUGCUUAGUUGUGCAUUUUUGCAGUUUAUAUUCUCGUUUGUGCAAAAACAAUGAAAAUAAUAAAUAAAUAAAAUAACCUUAUUGCAACCUUAAUAACCUUAUUGCAAUUUAUGCUGUAUGCCUCACAUAUCCUUGAGUUAAAAACCAGGAAUAAGCAUAUUCCAUAUUUGUUAUAAUAUUUACCAAAGUCAGUGAAGUAUGACUUAUUUCUUUUCGUUCAGUUUUCAUUUCCACAGAAACUCAUCAUGGAUUGUUUUAAUUUUUCAAAGGCUGCUUUGAGCUUCUACAAGUGAUACCACUAUAAUGAAAAGAUAUUUGACUUUUUUUGUAUUUUGUUUUUUUAAAAAAAUAUUUUAAUCAGAGGCAAUCCAAUCAAGAUGUGCUGUUUUGAGGUACUCAAGAUUAACAGAUGCUCAGGUGUUACACAGAUUGUUAGAAGUUUGUGAAAAAGAAGAGGUGAGAACUGUUUUUGUAUAACGUCAAAGACAUUUCUUUGGUAUUUUUCAUCUUGAAUUGCAAACUAAAUAUAGUUUUUUUUUCUUCCUGGGACAAAAAAAGUACACAGCUUGUCAAGGUGGGUGUGUAAUUUUGUAAACUAUUUUGACAACAAAGUGAUUGAUUUUUCCGCUGCUAGGUUGCCAAAACAGAUGAUGGUAUGGAGGCGAUCGUGUUCACCGCUCAAGGAGAUAUGAGACAGGUGAGACAGAUGAACAAACAGGAAAGUAAAUAGAGAAUAACCUGGAAAAAAAGGGGCACAAGUGACGCGUUUGUCUUGAAAUCCAAUUUCCUUGAAAUGAGCUCUAACUUACACAGAGUGCACAAAUUAAGCAUGCAAGAAACUUGGUUCCUUAGUUGUUUUCAAGGACUAGGGUCUGCUGAACAUGAUGAGAGAUGAGCGAGCUAGAACAAUAGAUUGACAAAUUGACGUUUUGACGGGUCUAAGAAAUAGCAACAGAAAACCAGUCAGGGUUUUUCCCAUCUCAGUUACAGAUUUAAAGCAAUAGUAAUUGUCUUAUUCUUGACAAUCAGACCUUUUCCCUCGAAGAUACUUAAAGUAGAGCACUAAGUUUCAACAGCGUCUGUGGCAAUUUGAGUUAAUUUGGAGGAUGGUGGAUUUGGAGGCAAGAAAAACGUCACACCUACAUGGCUACAUUUUUUCAUGUUUGUGUUAUUUAAAAAGAGAGUACUUCUGUUCUUUAUUAUCUCGCCUUUAAAGUCUUGCUUCUUGUCAUUCUCCACUGGAGCAAUUAUCAGUUCAAGUUUAAGCUGUCCGAUAAAGUAAUGUAUUAGUUUCUAAUUUGUUCCCUCAGGCCAUAAAUAACCUUCAGUCAACAUUCUACGGAUUUGGAUUUGUCAACAGUGAAAACGUCUUUAAGGUAAGACUGAAAUGUUCUGAAUAUUACAUGUUGGUCGGGUCCUUCAAGUUGUUAGGGUUAUGCUGCAUGAAGGUUCUUUGAGAGCCACGAGUGGCAACGGCGUCACGCGCAAGUAGCAAGCGGUGCACGAGAGCAGCCCCAGUACUUCACAGAUCGCUCGCGCGCAGAGGAGGACUGCAUGCAUGUAAACUUAUUUAAUUUCAGUUUUGUAUCUUGUUUUAGUUUUGUAGUUUAGCCUACAGUCUUCAUUUCUAUAUAAAAUACUUUCUGUCAUUCUGACCACAGGCCGUAUAAGCCCCCGGCUUUGGCUUUACUGAGUUUGUACUAUAUGAGUGAUGGAAUAAUAAAGUUAAGUUAAGCAAGGCUAAGUGAAAAACCAUUGAAUCGAUAUGAAAAUGAUUUUUUAUUCUCGCGCAAAUUUCACAAGAAAGGUUUUGCUUUUGGCCUCGUUUAAAAAGUGAGGGUUUUUGGAACUCGAAGAUGGCCUGUUGCUUUCAGGGUAACCACGGUCCUGUUUUGUCUUUGUAGGUUUGUGACGAGCCCCACCCUCUUCUCAUUCGGGAAAUGAUUAAAUCAUGCACCAGCGGUGAUGUAGACGAAGCUUAUAAGGUUCUUGCACAUCUCUGGUACAUGGGUUACGCUGCUGAGGACAUCAUAACGAAUAUCUUCCGCGUUUGCAAAAAUUACGAUAUGUCAGAGUACCUCAAGCUAGAAUUCAUCAAGGUAAGUUUUUUUUCAACAGAAGGCGACCCUCCGUAGUUUUAAAGUUAACUCAAGAACAUAGCCAAAAUGGCCACGAAAACUUGAACGAGUUUUAAACUUUUUAUAUAUGUAUAUAUAUGGCUUAGCAAAAAUUGCGCAAAAUUUGCUAAUGAAAACUACGAUUCUUCAAAACUGAAGCCAUUUUAUCAGAUCCCAGUGCCCUGGGCUCACAACUUUUUUUUCAAAGUCACUUUUUGGCGACCUUAAAUAAAAUGGUUUCUAGACAAAAUAUUGGUGGCCGGAAAAGAAAAACAAAACAAAGCAAAGCAAAAAAUAGCAACAACAAAACACUUUGUGCAAUAUUUACGUGGAUAGUUCCCAGAAAAUAUCAAAAUGGCUGCCCAAAUACAACAGAGAGAGACAGUGAGACAACAGAAAACAAACAACGAAAGAAUGAGCGCAAGACUCAGAAAGCAACCUAUUUGAUGUCGUCUUGCAGGAAAUUGGAUACACACACAUGAGAAUAGUGGAAGGAGUUAAUAGCUUGCUGCAGUUGUCAGGGUUAGUAGCCCGGAUGUGUAGUAAGGUGACGUCACAAAGCAGCUGAAAAGCCGGACGCACUUAGAAGGGACGGUGAAAAGUGAGGUCUGACUGAAGGACACGGCGAUAAGUGGGUGGUACCAAGUACGGCCCAAUCAGUUUUGUUUGAGUUGAUAUGUAGUGUUGUCA